This is a messenger RNA of Paramecium sonneborni, 737 nucleotides long. NCBI's taxonomy places the organism in Eukaryota, Ciliophora, Oligohymenophorea, Peniculida, Parameciidae. The record is from the annotation of a GenBank genome assembly.
AUGUAUUAAAAAUAUUUAUUCAUCUGCUUCUUAUUAGCAGUAGCUAUUUGUGAAGGAGGAUAUUAGAAUAUCAAAAUAAAAGAAUUUAUGAGUUAGAAUAAUGAAAUAUUUACAUAUAUAAAUGAAAUUUUAGAUGAUGAAGCUGGACCAGACUAUUUCUUAUGGAAAAUUGAGAAUGUUUAAUAAUAAAUAGUUUCAGGCAUAAAUUAUAAGAUGGUUGUUGACUAUUAAAAAAAAGAUGAUCCAAAUUAGUAUACUUAAUUUGAGAUUAUUGUUUAUGAUUAGUACUAUUAUAUGAUAAUAAAAUUUAAGACCUUGGACUAAUACAAGAAAGGUAACUGCGUUAGAACAAAAAAAUCUAAGAGUUGAUAAUAAAAAAUAAAAUAAUUUCAAGUAUCAUGGUUGGGUAGACCUAGAUGCUAAGUAAUUUAGUGAAAAGUUCUCUUAAAUAUAAAAAUUAAUACUUUCAAAAUUAAUUCCUAAAUUUGAGUUAGAAGAAGAUACUUCAAUAAUUGAAAUUAAAUCAGUCAAAGAGUAAUUCAUAGCAGGUAAAACCUAUUUAAUUUUCGUUCAAUUAUCAGAUGGUAAAUUAUAUAAAGGAACUUUAUAUGAAAAGUAAUAUUAUUAUAAUAUAAAUAAAGUCCAUGGUCUAAGAAAAUGGAAGUAGUAACAGUAGAAUUAGAAGAAGAUUGAUAAUUAUAUAUAUUAAUAAUAAUAAUUGUUAAUUAAAAAUUGAG